CAGCAACCCCUCUCGAUCCGACAGCCUCACUUUCUCAGCAUUUUAAUCCUACAACAGUACAUCAACUUCAAUUGUCACAUUCCCGAAUUACAUCUCGGACGAUGAAUCAAUCCACGACAAAGACAUCGAUGUGCUUGUGGACAUGGACUCCGAGGGACAGAGUGAUCCCGAAGCGCAGCAAGACCUCCAAUUACUCGACGAUUACUUGGAGGAUUAUGAUGUUGCUAACCUGGGGCCAUCAAUGAGAGCAGCUCGACAGCCCGAUGAUCGCAUUUUGAGAGCUGUUCUCGAGUUAAGCAACGACGAGACGCUGGACGAGCGCCUCAGGUCUCCUGCACUUUCUAAUCGGGCUUACUAUAGAGCGAAUGAUUCUGCACCAAGAAGCUCAGCUCCUCCCACGCGAUCAGGUGGCCUCUGUUCUGUAGAUCUUGGACCGCACAGCAUCAGAUACUGCCCAGAGGGGGUAGGCAUUACAUCUCCAUUGAUGGAAGCAAUUCGAGCACGUCUGCCUGAUAACGUUGAAAUGCUUCUCAAUGCUGGGGCUGAUCCCAAUGGAGUUCCACUCUGGGCAUCAGAGAUGUACGCUGCGCUGUUCUUGCGAUUCAGACCAGCUGUGCCAUCAAGCGGUCGAAGAGAUGGAGCAACAAGAGCCACUUUGCUGCACCUGAUGGAUCUUCCCCAGGUGUCUACUCUGACGCGAGAAGAAGUCGAGGAUAGAUUCUACGAGGGGGUUGCGCCAUUCUGGUGUGAAGAAGGCUUUGUACCGUUAGAUUAUCAUCGCCACGGGGAAUCGAUGCCUUCCCUUGUAGAAGCCGCACGAUCGGGCUCGGUUGAGAUAUUCGACCGGCUCAUGGAAGCGGGGGCAGAUCGCAGCUUUUGGAUGAGGCCACAGGUUGAAGUACCGAAAUAUCCUACAUCAAGCAGCCUCAGCGUAUCAAGUCCGCUACACGCUGCUCUCCAGACUCAGGAUUAUCAAAUGCUCGAGCGUAUACUGGAGUGUGGAUUUGAUCCUAACACCAUGCCCCUCGCCAAUCCAACUCGCUGCUUCACACCUGCUAUGGCAACGAUCAUCUACCACACUGCUUUCGAUAAAGCUGCAUUUGACUUCUUCUGUCAGCAGCCUAAUAUUGAUCUAGAGAUCAGAACUCCUGUUUAUGGAGUACAUAUCCUACACUUCGCUGUCGCAACACUGGAUAUCGAUCUACUCAAACAUGUCAGUGCUCGUACACCAUUGCGCAAUGCAGCCGAAACAGCACUCGGUCAUACGUUACUGCACAUUACGUGCAUGCCCGCCAAUGCUUCUCAGGUCCAGAGGCAUUCCGAACUAAUCUGUAAAUCCAUCAACGAGUCGCGAGAUCUUCGUGCUCAGAAUGAUGUUUUCUCCCGUCAUCCAUAUUCCGUAAGUCCUGGAUAUCUACCAGAUGAUGAUUCAAGCGAAGAGGACCUCAGCAAGCAAACCGCGAUGGUGAAGUAUCUUUGGGGCCAAGGCAUCCAGAAUCUAGCAGUACAAGAUGUGCAUGGGAACACUGCACUUCACUAUCUUGCUGGGUGUAAAGAUGUCAAUUGGGAUUUGAUCUCGUGGUGGUGGGAACAUCCAGGUGUGACUAGGAUAUGGCAGGAGACGAACAAUCGGUCUGAGGCGUCCCCAGAAGACCUUGCACAUGCGAAUCAGUGGGCAAGGAACGAAGAAGAGAGGGAGCCGAGGCCGUGGAAACCGUGGUUUGUGAGUUGGUGGAAAGUGGGAAGGGAGAGGAGGAAAAGAGCUAUUUGGAAAAGAUUGUUGGGCAAUGAUGACUUGGCUUGAGAAGUACACGAUGUUUAUCAAGGGAAAGAGGGUGGAGACUCUGGUGAGGUGGGAGUGAGGCUAUGCAUUGGGCAUUUCCUUUGUCACGGUAUGUUUAUAUUAGUAUAAAGAAUGUCUAACAUGCCGUUUCCUAAA
Cadophora gregata is the source of this 1939-nucleotide messenger RNA. RefSeq lists its product as uncharacterized. Gene Ontology annotation, molecular function: protein binding. The record is from RefSeq and is a predicted model, not a curated record. The coding region runs from base 143 to 1804 and encodes 553 amino acids. NCBI's taxonomy places the organism in Eukaryota, Fungi, Ascomycota, Leotiomycetes, Helotiales, Ploettnerulaceae. The transcript is spliced from 2 exons.